UUCGACAUGGUUAGAGGUGAUGGACAGAGACUCAAGACUGACCCGUUUCCGCCUACUCUUCUAUCUUAUCCUAGGUUAGGUCAGCCUCCCAAACAAAGUCCGCGACCUGCGUCCUCAUAAUAAAAGACACCGACUGACAUCCCUGGCUACUCUGUGAGAGACGAGGACAAGGACACCUGGCGAGGGCUCGUGCUGAGACAUGUUGACAGUUGCGCUUGCAUUGAGCGUCAUCCUCACUGCUUUACCAGGCUCUGGGGGUAGUAAGUGGACCAUAUCCUUCACCAGGAGAGAGAUCUGUGUCUGGGCUGGGACCACUGUCACUCUCCCCUGUUGGUAUGACUACCCAUCAGGACACACUGUCAGGAGGGUGAUGUGGUUCAGGGUCUCUGGUCGGAGGGAGUUUGCCCACCACUCUGACUCCAGCUUGGUUAGCAUGUCUUAUAGAGGAAGGACAAAGUAUACAGGCAGCCAUAAAAGCUGUGGGAUCCAGAUCACCAAUGUGAAGCUCGGCGAUGCUGGACAGUACCACUUCAGGUUUGAGACAGACCACCCACAGGGACGAUGGACCUCCCCGGACACCGUCUCGCUCUCUGUCACAGAGCUUCAGGUUCAGGUCCAUCCUGCGAGGACAGCCAACAUGUUUGGGUCAGGAGAGACAGUGUACCUGGGCUGUAUAGCCAGAGGCUGUGCUGCAGCAGGGAGGAGUCUUGCGCUCUACAGGAACGGCAUCAACCUGGGAUCACCUGAAAAGUGGCUGACCAUCUACAACUUUGACAGCCAGCACGCUGGUGCCUACACCUGUCGCCCAAUCCCCCCACAGAAUGUCCAGUCUCCGCCGCUGGCCUUGGCUCUGGGACAUGCUCCUCGUUCCACAGUGAUUGAGGUGAGUCCCAUGGGUGUGGUAGUGGAGGGGGGCUCUGUGACUAUGACCUGCAGCAGCAGUGGGGCUCCGGCGGUGGAGAGCUAUGCCUGGUUUAAGGACAGGGAGAGUGGCAGCAUUCCAGACAGCUUCAGACCCCAGCUCCACCUGAAGAGGGUGUCCCACACCGACCGGGGAGAGUACUUCUGUGUGGCACGCAACCCACUUGGUACAGAGAGGUCCAAACCAGUCCUGCUCAAUGUCACAUACACUCCAAAGAGCACCAAGGUGUUGGUCAGUCCAGCAGGAGACAUCAAGGAAGGCUACUCUGUCAACCUGAGCUGCAGCAGCAAGGCCCACCCCCCAGUGGACCGCUACGCCUGGUUCAAGAUCAUGGGGAGUCAGACUUGGGCCAAAGGGUCAACACAGAACCUCUCCUUCUCCAGCGUCCGCUCACAGAACGGAGGACAGUACUCCUGCACGGCCUGGAACCAACACGGACAGGAGAGCUCCCCUGUUGUCACCCUGGCCGUUCUCUAUGCCCCUAAGAACACGUCGGUGUUUGCGCAGCCCUCCAGUGUGAUCGACGCGGGCCGUCCUCUGACUCUGACUUGCAGCAGCCAGGCCAACCCAGCGGUGGACAACUACACGUGGUUCAGGAUCAAUGCGGCUGACGCCUGGGUAACGCGAUCGGGCCCCAGCUACACCAUCGCUGAGGUCAGCCCCGGGGAGAGCGGCCAGUACUACUGCGAGGCACGCAACCGCAUCGGCGUCCACAGCUCGCCUGUCCUCACUGUCAGGGUCAGAGGCAGACUGAAGGUUAUCGCCCUGGCCUCAGCUGUGGGCGUGUCUGCUGGUCUCAUCACUCUCACUGUGGCCAUCAUGAUCAGCAAAAACAUGCACAGAGUAGACAUGGAUUAUCCAGAGGAAAACAAGAAGAGGCCAUCAGUGACAUCGGACACACUGUUCUACGAGUCAGUCCAGCAGAGCCUUCAGCUGAGGACUGGCAAGAUGUCCGACAUCCCAGAGGAGCCAGAGGAGGUGUAUGAGAGUGCCCACCCCUCCAUCGUACCCCUGAAGGAUGCUCCACCCUGCACAGAAGCAGACAGCAUCCUCAACUACAUCACCGUGCAUUACUCCAGGAUCCCCAGUCUCGACCAGAUUCAAGUUACAAAUAUACCACUGGAUGGCGAUAAAGAGCCAAAGGAUGCUGCCGAUGUUGUUUACACUGUCCUGGCCAGACCACACCAGUAGUGGUGCAGAUGAGAACUGUAGCUUCCUCUGCUCAGUUUAUCAGUUGAGUGACAUCGCCAGAAGGAUCUCUACCAUCUACCCCUGAACUGCUUCUGAGCAGGCCUGCUCACUCUAAGCCAAUUUACUGUUUUAUCUAAUUUACUACAAAGUCUAAUUUACUAGGAAUAGUUAAAGUAGUUACUUUUAAUUCAUUUUGCAUUAUAAGUGGCAUUAUAACUCAUUUAUUAGCAUUUAACAUUUUACUAGUAGUGGCCAGAUUAUUAAAUAUUCUGAUAGCAGAAUCAUCCUAAAAAUUAUACUUUUUCACCCUCAGAAGGAAAUCAUUUUGUGUAUUUCCUCUCUGGGUUCUCUCUAUCUCCUCAGUUAGAUAUCAUUAAAAUGUAACAUACUUUACAAUGAACCCAGUUUGGUAUACAUCAUCACUCAUGCUAGGCUUAUGGAGGAUGUCUGUAAAUGUGUUACUGUACAUACCUUAUGUUUAGGGUAUGGUUGUUAUGUCCCAAAUUGCUUGUUGAAAUAGCUUGUUGUCAAAUAAACAUUUUUAAAUGAAG
This is a messenger RNA of Coregonus clupeaformis (lake whitefish), 2664 nucleotides long. Its product is annotated as B-cell receptor CD22-like. Bases 200 to 2113 code for a protein of 637 amino acids. The transcript is spliced from 13 exons. The record is from RefSeq and is a predicted model, not a curated record. NCBI's taxonomy places the organism in Eukaryota, Metazoa, Chordata, Actinopteri, Salmoniformes, Salmonidae.